Vitis riparia (riverbank grape) is the source of this 1367-nucleotide messenger RNA. Its product is annotated as caffeoylshikimate esterase. Gene Ontology annotation, molecular function: lipase activity. Gene Ontology annotation, cellular component: membrane. Lineage: Eukaryota; Viridiplantae; Streptophyta; Magnoliopsida; Vitales; Vitaceae. The record is from RefSeq and is a predicted model, not a curated record. The transcript has a single exon. Bases 212 to 1177 code for a protein of 321 amino acids.
GAGCUCCAUCUCAUCCAACUACCACCACUAUUCCCAAAAAUGCCACCAAACCUACCCCUUAGUGGUGGGCCACAACCGAAAAUUUUGCUUACCAGCUCCCACCAAACCCACGCCGGAAAACCAUUUCAGGGUUGGUGAAUCUCUCUCUCUACAAGGACUCCCCACGACUUUUAAAAACCCACACUCCCCUUCAACAAUAACACAGACAGUCAUGUCGUCGGAAUCCGAAAUUUCGGCCAAUUUCUGGGGCGAUAUGCCGGAGGAGGAGUACUAUGCCUCCCAAGGGGUGCGCAACACCAAAUCAUACUUCGACACGCCCAACGGCAAGCUCUUCACCCAGAGUUUCCUACCCUUGGAUCUCCCUGUCAAGGCCUCCGUCUACAUGACCCACGGCUACGGCUCCGACACCGGCUGGCUCUUCCAGAAGAUUUGCAUCAACUACGCCACCUGGGGCUACGCAGUCUUCGCCGCCGACAUCCUCGGCCACGGCCGCUCCGACGGUAUCCGCUGCUACCUCGGCGACAUGGAGAAGGUCGCCGCCACCUCCCUUUCCUUCUUCAAGAGCGUCCGCACCAGCGAAUCCUACCGCGACCUCCCUGCUUUCCUCUUCGGCGAGUCCAUGGGUGGGGCUACCACCAUGCUCAUGUACUUCCAAUCGGAGCCGGAGCUGUGGACAGGCCUGAUCUUCUCAGCCCCACUUUUUGUGAUGCCGGAGAACAUGAAGCCGUCGAAGGUGAGGCUAUUCCUGUACGGACUUCUGUUUGGGAUGGCUGACACGUGGGCGACGAUGCCGGACAACAAGAUGGUGGGGAAGGCGAUCAAGGAUCCGGAGAAGCUGAAGGUCAUAGCGUCGAAUCCACGGCGGUACACGGGUCCGCCAAGGGUGGGGACGAUGAGGGAGCUGGCUAGGGUGUGCCAGUACAUACAAGAUAAUUUCUCGAAAGUGACGGCGCCGUUCUUGACGGUGCACGGGACGGCGGAUGGGGUGACGUGUCCGACGUCGUCGAAGCUGCUGUACGAGAAGGCUUCGAGUGAGGACAAAGCAUUGAAGUUGUAUGAGGGGAUGUACCAUUCUUUGAUACAGGGAGAGCCUGAUGAGAAUGCCAAUCUGGUGUUGAAGGAUAUGAGGGAAUGGAUUGAUGAGAGGGUUGAGAGAUACGGACCCUCCAAAUCCUAGAUUCCGCAUUCAUCCCAUUUUGGAUUAUGGUAAUGUAAUCGUAAUAAUCUAAAUUCGUGUUUCAAAAUUAUUCUAUCCAAAAUUUUCUCACCCCAAUCACAUUAAAAGAGCUGACAUUUUACUCGCAAUCGAUCAUUGCUUGUAACAUUUUUCACUCUGAAUGAUUCCAACUUACCGUUCUUGCUUCUAA